Messenger RNA from Lytechinus pictus (painted urchin), 2848 nucleotides. RefSeq names its product large ribosomal subunit protein mL54-like. The transcript has 2 exons. Gene Ontology annotation, cellular component: mitochondrial large ribosomal subunit. Gene Ontology annotation, molecular function: structural constituent of ribosome. NCBI's taxonomy places the organism in Eukaryota, Metazoa, Echinodermata, Echinoidea, Temnopleuroida, Toxopneustidae. The record is from RefSeq and is a predicted model, not a curated record. Bases 1 to 507 code for a protein of 168 amino acids.
AUGCAGAUAUUUCCAGGUGAUUUUUCCUUCGUGAACACCAUUUCUCAAUGCAACUCGAGAUCGAUCCGUCACGAAAUGGCUGCAUUUCUGUGUCGCAACUGUGCUUCUUUAUUUAGUAAAGGAGGCUUGAAGUAUGAAGUUCUGAAUCGUUUUCCAACCUCACUUGGAGAUAUUUCACCGAUAUAUAUUCCAUGCGUAGGAUAUGCAAAGAAAGCAGCCAAAGGAGGUGCCAAGGGUGCUAAAGCUGAGCGUCUGUACGACAUCCUUGAAGUGAACACGGACCCCAAGUACCUUGCCACUCAUUGUGCAGGCUCAAAUUUUUUUAAGGAAGGCACAGAUGUCAAGCUGAAAGCAGAUGAGGAAUACCCAGAUUGGUUGUGGUCUUUGAACACUGGAAAGGCCAAGCCUCUGGACGAAUUGGAUCAAGAUACCCCACAGUAUUGGAGGAGAUUGAGGAAGAUGCAUAUGAAAAGGAACAAUAGACUUGCCAAAGGAAAGAAGUUCUAGGACCUUGUCAACUUCUGCGCCCAUUGUUUUGAGACUCUGUAACUGAAUUACUGAACCAUGAUGUACGAAAGGCUCUGUUAUCGUUGACAAUGAUUCGGGAAGUUCCAAAGAUCUGUGGAGAACCAGGCCAGUCGUAGUGGGUCUUUCAAAAACUUCUAAAGUUUGACCCUUCUACUUUCCUGCUUUGUAUUGUAACACACAUAAUGUUCAUCUUUCCCCCUAAACUUAGAUUCAUAUGUGUGACUGACUCACGAAGGUGGAUUCGUUCAUCUGCCCAUGUAGGAUAUUAGGUCACUGUCUAUUCACCAUUAUUUUUAGUGUGUGAUGAUAUGAAAAUACAUGAAUUUUUAUUUUAAAUUGUAUGUAGUCAUCAAUCAUCAAUGAUGAAGAAUCAUGGUCAAAAGAUUUUAUGAUUUUUUUUAUAUAAGUCCCAGCAUUCUGAAAAUGAAUUUAUCGUCUAUAUAUCACUUUCCAAUAUUUUGAUAAAAACAACUGAAGGUGAACGUGUAAUUUCCUAUUAAAGUGUGUGUAUGGACAAGCACAAAAGUCAGUAGUGCAAAUUUAAGCUAAUUGCAUAUCUCAUUUCAGAUCAAUAUGCCGAGUGAAACAAGAUGAGAGAACAAUUUUCAGAAUACUGGCCUGGGGUACAUACGAUGGCCAAAGAUACUACAAUGGGAAGAUCGGACAGUACAUAGAGCGCGCAAUGAAAUGCUUUGGAAAAGUGCCCUACAGCUUUUUUUACCUUUGCGUAUCGCGAUCUAGUUGUGUACAAAACAUACGAGAGAAAUGGUGAAGGGACGAUACAAUUUUUUACAUUUAAAAUUUUUUUAUUCAAAUUUUUUUAUAUUAAAGAUGAAUAUAUUUCAGAGGUUUCUGGGUAAUAAAAGGUGGAAUUAUUCCCAUGCGCUGCCCUUGUGCCCUCUCCAAAAUCCCCUCUCUCAUUUUCCUCAUAUGUUUAAUACACAGCAGUGUGCUGAUGUGCAAUGGCUUACUUCCUCAACGCUAGUGGGCGCCCUUCCCCAUGGGCAUUUAUCGAGCGUUUAAAAAAAAAUCGCCAAAGUGUCCGAUCUUCCCCUUGUAGUAUCUUUGUGAUGGCAUGAAAGCGUUGACACUAAACUUAGGCACUUGAAAAGUCAGAAUGUCAAUCACGAAUGCCUCUUUUUGUUGGUUGAGGUUGCACUUGAGAUGUGCAUCUUGUUCAGCAUUUUCACACAAUCAUUAUUACUACCAUGUUGAACAUGUUUUUUUUUUACUAUCCUCCUUUGACGUGUUUAGGGGGCGUGUGUGGGGAGCAGGGAGGCAUUAGUCCAGAUUGGAAGUCGAUGUAUGGAAGCUCUUUUUCCCAAAGCCAACACAGAGGUCCUUGUGACUCCAAAUCCCUAACCAAGUGCCAAUCCCCUAUCUUUUUUGCACUUGGUUAUUGGUAACCAGGAGGCCCUCUAUGUUAGCUUUGGGAAAGAGAGAGCUCUUCUAUACAUCAACAUCCAACCUGGACUAGGGGGACAUGUGCCCCAGCCCCCAGGCUGUUCAAGGUGGUGGGGGAGGGGAAGAAAGUAAAGGCAAAUGUUUUUUUUUAUUGGGGUAUUGAAGAAAAAAAAAAUUCGGGGUUCAGUCGUUAAGAGGGGCACAAUUUUGUUUGUUCUUUUGGGAACAGAUGUUGGAAUCUUGCAAUGACAGUUACAUUGUAAGUACUUUCCCUGAAGCAUGGACACCACUUUUCCGUCAUGCCAGUGUAUACAUUUCAAUUUUUUUUCAAUUAUCAAUUCAGAAGUAUACAUACAUGUACAUUGUAUAAUGCCUUUGUAUGAUAAAUACAUGUUACCUUCCUUUAAUGUGAAUAGGGUGUAUUUGGAAGUCUCGUGAGUCUCUGUACUAGUUCAUCCUCUGUUCUCCCAUUUCAAGCACCUUUUUAGAUUCUAUACUGGUAUUACUUUGCCUUUGGGAAGUGGUUAUGCUGAAAACCUAGGAGUGAUGUGUAUAUUAUACACCAUAGGCAGCACCCCUGGAAAUCAGGUUUGGUAUGCUAAAUGUAGAAAUUCUACUAAUUUUUUUUUUGCUUGUUAAAAUUUUCUGACCAAAAUGACUAUUUUGGAGUUUCUUUUUUUUGCCUAGUCUUCCCCCCCCCCCCCAAACCGACAACAUCUCUUUAAAAAUCGUUCCCAGGCCAAUGGGAUUUCCUGGAUUUUCCUUGGAUUAAAUGUUAAUUCAAAGAAGAAAUAUUACAGUAUUUAAAGCAGGUGAAAAUCUUCCAGCUUUUCUAGUUUGUUGAAUGAUCAGUGAGUGCAAAUGGACGAUUGCACUGUGUGUUCUUGCAAUAAAUUUGAGAUUUACAUGUACUGUA